Molecule: messenger RNA, 2247 nt
Organism: Pogona vitticeps (central bearded dragon)
Lineage: Eukaryota; Metazoa; Chordata; Lepidosauria; Squamata; Agamidae
Gene: ARFRP1
Product: ARF related protein 1
Biological process (GO): intracellular protein transport; Golgi to plasma membrane protein transport; protein localization to Golgi apparatus
Cellular component (GO): Golgi apparatus
Molecular function (GO): GTP binding; GTPase activity
Source: RefSeq, a predicted model, not a curated record
UCCCGAGCUGCCCCGCGAGGGGAACGGGCGAUGAGGAAGGCCAGCUCUGGCCGGCGGUCUCGGCGGGGCGUCGGAGCGUCGGGCUGAGGAACAAGAUGUAUACCUUGCUGUCUGGGCUUUACAAAUAUAUGUUUCGGCGGGAUGAGUACUGCAUUUUGAUCCUCGGACUAGACAAUGCUGGGAAAACGACUUUCCUUGAACAGACUAAAACAAGAUUUAACAAGAAUUACAAAGGGAUGAGCUUAUCUAAAAUCACAACUACGGUGGGAUUGAACAUUGGCACAAUUGAUGUGGGCAAAGCUAGACUUAUGUUCUGGGAUCUUGGAGGACAAGAGGAGCUACAGUCUCUCUGGGAUAAGUAUUACGCAGAGUCUCAUGGUGUCAUCUAUAUCAUUGACUCCACGGAUGAGGAGAGGCUUUCAGAAUCGAAACGAGCUUUUGAGAAGAUGGUAAGCAGUGAACUACUUGAAGGUGUUCCCUUGUUGGUUCUGGCUAACAAACAAGAUGUAGAGAACUGCUUGUCAAUCCCUGACAUCAAAACUGCGUUUAGCGACUGCAUCAACAAAAUUGGGAAGAGGGACUGCCUGACCCAAGCUUGUUCCGCACUGACUGGCAAAGGGGUAAACGAAGGCAUCGAGUGGAUGGUAAAGUGCGUGGUCAGGAAUAUUCACCGUCCCCCAAGGCAGAAGGACAUCACGUAAGAGGCCACCAAAGAACCACGCUGUGGACAUCCGUGUCCUGCACAAGACUCUUUGUUCUGUAUCCUUCUGUCUCUCCCCCUCUUCCCUUUUCAAGGAAGUCCCUAGAAGUCUGGUUCUUUCUUAGCUGGAAGGCGAUGAAGACGCUUGUUGCCUUCUUUUGGUGUCUCGCAAGAGAACAGAGAAGAAUUCCGACGGAAGUCUUGAUCUAGCGGUCUCCCGUCCUUGGCCCAAAGAAGGGUGAUUGUCAGCUUUGUUUGGGCAUUGGUAUCCUGAGCACGGGGCUCAGAUUCCUCCUGCCUUGUUUCAACCUGUGGGACUGGAGCUUGUUGAGGUAGAUGAUUGUAUGGAGGUCAGUGGCUUGAAGCACUAGAAAUACUGCAUUCUAGUUCCUAUCCCUUUUUAAAACCUGAACUGUAUCAAGAAUGUCCAGAUGUAUUUGUAUGACAAGGGAAAAGAGGGCAAACAAUGGGAGAGGAUGGUGUCACAAACCCGGGGUGGGGGUGGGGUGGGGACCUGCUGGGGCUCAUGGCCCGGCUCUGCCCUCAUUCAUGUCGACAUAACAGCAUUAUCAUUGACUUCUAGUCUUUUAUUUCUGGUUGGCUUUGUUCCUUUUAUCUGCCGUGUAGCGGAAAUUAAAGCUCAAGGCUCCGGUGUGAGCCAUACUCCUCCAAUGGGCUGUGCUUGAUGGAGAAAUUCUGCGGAUGACCUUUUGUCUCGGAGUCUCCCAGUUUCGUGUGAAGGAAAUAGCUGGGAACUGUUUUCUAACACAGCGGAACUGAGGUGGCCUCUGCAUUUCUAAGAUCCAGAGAGAAUGUACGCCGAUUAUUGUCCAAUAAAGUUCUGUUUUCCUCUGCACACGUUUGCCUGUAAUGCAAUUUGAACAGAAUUUUAAGGUAACCUAGUACCCUUUUCAACGGAGUUUUCUGUAGCAUAUCCCUUUAUAAAUAGGUGAUUCAACAAGUCCUUUGAGCCUGGAUUUUUGUAGCCAUGAGAAAUCAUUUUACCUGGACUACAAAGUUUCCCCCGGGGAUCUUUUUUACCUCCAAGCCACCAAGGGAUUCUCUUCUGUAUUGUCAAACUUAAGUUUUCCAGAUCAACAUCCAUCUUUGGUGGUGCUGGGCAACGAUCAAAGUACCUGAUAACAUUUUGUUUGUUAGGUUCCAGUGUAUUGCUGUGGUCCAUUCAUACGUAAAAUAUUUGUUUCCUGGGUAGUUUCAGCCGAUGCAGACUGUAUUCUGGCACCCAUUUUGUGGUGCUGUUCCAAAUACUUUCCAGUAAUACUUUGCAUCAACAAUCCUUUCAGUAUUCUUGCAUAUUUACAGAUUCAUGUUUAAAAAGUAGAGAGCAUUUAAGGCGAGCUCAGGUUCUGGGAAUUGUUCUGGGAAUUGCGAGGCUGGAAAAACCACUUCUUGCCUAGCAGCUAUUUCCUUGUUAAGAUUAUUUUUCUUCUCAAUGGGAUGACCUCCCUCAAAACUGGCAGAGAACAAGGUUUUUCUUAUGAUGCAUUUCUCAUUUUCUCCCAAAUAAAACAUUUAUAUUUGCCCUA